GCUUGCUCUCCGUCAUGGUUCCACAAGUUAGGCAGUGCUAGACCCGGCAUCAACUCAGUUGAGCUAUCAAGAUGAUUAUGUAUAAGAAGGCGAGAGCGAGGUGUUUAGAGUAAGAACUCACACCUAAUCUAGCUUACUCUCAACGUAGUCUAUCAAUAUACCCUUCAAGAUGAGAUCAGCUCUGCUUUACGGCCUUCUGGGCGCCUCUAUUUUGGCCGAUGCCCACCCGUCCCCCAAGUACAAGCACCAUAAAGGCGUCCAGCGCAGAACUGUGGAUGUGAACUCUAUGAGAGUCAAGACCACCUCUCAAUAUGUCAACCACAAGUCUGCCAAGGCUGAUCAGUCGUUAAAACUCUUGAAACGUUCGACUUACGUUGAGACCGCCACCGAACUUGUCAAGAAGGUUGCUCCUAACGCUGAAUUUCGAGUCGCGAAGGACCACUAUGUUGGAACCAACGGUGUUGCCCAUGUCUAUUUCCGCCAGACAGUCAACGGUCUCGAUGUCGGUAAUGCUAACUUCAACGUUAACAUCGGACCCGAUGGCAGCAUUCUCUCUUACGGACACUCGUUUUACAAUGGCGAGCUCCCCAAGGAGAACCCUAUCCACAAGCGAGAGUUUACUAGCCCUAUCGCGGCUCUCGAAGGAGCUAUGAAGGUCCUUGGUCUACCCAUGACCAAGAAUAAGAUAACCAUUGAGGCUCUAGAUGAUCUUGAGUCGUUCGUCCUCAAGGGCACCUCUGGUGCUGUCAGCGACCCCACUGCCCGCUUAACCUACCUAGUGAAGCCAGAUGGAAAGCUUGCUUUGACAUGGAAGGUGGAGACGAACCUCCGUACUUCCUGGUUACACUCCUAUAUGGAUGCGUCCAAUGGCUCAGAGAUUCACGGCUUGAUCGACUGGGUUUGGUCCGCCACCUAUAAAGUUUUCCCCUGGGAUGUAGAUGACCCUCAGAGCGGAAAGCGCCAAGUCCUCACCGACCCUUGGGAGUUGGCGGCUUCCGAGUUCACUUGGCAAUCCGACGGAGAGCAGAAUUACACCGUCACCCAGGGCAACAACGGAAUGGCCUACCAGGACUGGUCUGGUGAAACCACCGACCUGUACCAGCCCAACAGCUCGGAUCUUGAGUUUGAGUACGACCUCAGGCUGAAUGAGAGCGACCCCAAUGCCUAUAGGGACGCUUCUCUCACCCAGCUAUGGUACACAGCCAACUACUACCAUGAUAUCCUCUACGACCUAGGUUUCAAUGAGGAGGCUGGCAACUUCCAGGCCAACAACAAUGGCAAGGGCGGAAAGGACAAUGACGCCGUCAUCCUCUCUGCUCAAGACACUUAUGGCACAGACAACGCUCUGUUUGUGCCACCUCCUGAUGGACAGAACGGUAUCAUGUUGAUGUUGCUAUGGACUCAAUCCAACCCUCGACGUGACUGCACUUUCGAGAAGGACGUUGUUGUCCACGAGUACACUCACGGUCUAUCCACCCGGCUGACUGGUGGCCCUGACAACUCGGACUGUCUCUCUGACGGUGAAGCCUCCGGAAUGGGAGAAGGUUGGAGUGAUUUCUACGCCAUUGCCAAUGCCCUCAAGGAUGAAUGGACCCGGGACACUCCUGUGGGCAUCGGUGCCUGGGUUUAUAACGACCCCAACGGCCUGCGCAGCGUCCCCUACACCUCCGACAUGGAGGCGAACCCCAACACCUACGCCACACUGAAUGGCCUUAACGAGGAGCAUGACAUCGGCGAGACCUGGACUACCGUCCUAUGGGAGGUGUUCUGGAACCUCGUCGACAAGCACGGCCGCAACACCGGCCCCAAGCCCGUCUUCAACGAGAGCGGUAUCCCCGCCGACGGCAACUUCCUCACCCAGAAGAUCGUCAUGGACGGCAUGGCUCUUCAACCCUGCAACCCUACCUUCGUCUCAGCCCGUGACGCCAUCCUCGACGCCGACGAGGCCCUCACUGGUGGUGACAACGCCUGCGAGAUUUGGACUGCUUUCGCCAAGCGCGGUCUCGGCGAGGGUGCUGUGUACGACGAGACUGACAGGACCGUCAGCUUCGAUAUUCCUGAAGGAGUGUGCUAGAUUUAUGAUACAGAGAGCGUUUUUCUCAGAAGAGUUGAAAAGACGCUUCUGAUCAGACUUGUGACUUUUAAUGUAUAUAUAUGUGUACAAUGAUGGGCUGCUCUGCUUAGAGGGCCGGAUGUACUUGAUUGUAUAUGAAUUAGAUACCUGGCUCAUGUCAAAAUGAAUGAAAACUUAGCAAGUUAAA
Messenger RNA from Xylaria bambusicola, 2261 nucleotides. RefSeq names its product fungalysin metallopeptidase. The record is from RefSeq and is a predicted model, not a curated record. Gene Ontology annotation, molecular function: metalloendopeptidase activity; zinc ion binding. Bases 170 to 2074 code for a protein of 634 amino acids. Lineage: Eukaryota; Fungi; Ascomycota; Sordariomycetes; Xylariales; Xylariaceae. The transcript has 5 exons.